AUGUCUGGUGCAAGUAUAACAAACGCGAAUUAUUCAGAGGCCUGCAGCGACGAUGGAGAACAGACGAGAAGGAGUACGACUCAGAUCAUGGGUAGGUUCUCUGCAAAGUUCUGGCAGAUAGCAAAUGGGCGCCUUACAGAAACGUUUCCUAUCAUCCAAAGAUUUGACGAUUACGACCUUGAAGAUACUGCGAAAGAAGAUGCGGUGCUCGCGAAGGUCCAAGUGAUUCUGGUAAUCGGGUAUGAAGAAAUUCUCGUCGAGUGGCCAACCCCACAGCGUCAAAGGGAAACCCUUGGGUUUGGGACGUGUUCUAUGGGCUCCAAUUGGGAAGGGUUUUACGAUGCGAUUGCCUGCUAUCUCGUAUGCGUGAGGAAGGGUGGAACAUGA
Desarmillaria tabescens is the source of this 387-nucleotide messenger RNA. RefSeq lists its product as uncharacterized. Lineage: Eukaryota; Fungi; Basidiomycota; Agaricomycetes; Agaricales; Physalacriaceae. The transcript has 5 exons. Bases 1 to 387 code for a protein of 128 amino acids. The record is from RefSeq and is a predicted model, not a curated record.